Messenger RNA from Diorhabda carinulata, 1543 nucleotides. RefSeq lists its product as uncharacterized. The transcript has 4 exons. Bases 270 to 1133 code for a protein of 287 amino acids. The record is from RefSeq and is a predicted model, not a curated record. NCBI's taxonomy places the organism in Eukaryota, Metazoa, Arthropoda, Insecta, Coleoptera, Chrysomelidae.
AGAUAUCAAUGUUAGUUGAAUCGAGUUUAAAUUUAUAAACGCUAUUAAUUUCUAAGUGAUUAUGAAUAUUAUUAAAAAAUAAUAUUCUGCAGAGUUAUUUUUGAUACCGAUAAUUCCAAUAAUUUUUUUGGGUCGUAGUAUGUUGUCAGAGAAUGUGAUUCGAGAGUAUCAAAUUGUGUAAUUUGAAAAAAAUAGGAGUAUGACUUUAGGUAGAAAUUGAACGGUGUGUUAAGUUUUUAACUUCAAAGAUAUUUAUUUAAAUCGUUGAAAUGAACCCAACUAUUUCGACUUCUUUUGUGAAUAUCACUAAAACAAGGAUGAAGAAUGAAGAUAAUAAAAAAACAACUACCCCUAAAUUAAUAGAGAAUGGUGGCAAACUUGAUAUUCGUAAGGAAAAUAUGAAAGAUAUUCCAAAUAUUAUGGCAUCGAAUUAUACAGAACAACCUUCUUCUUCGACUGAAUGCAUUCAAAAUAGAUCACAUCGCCCAUCAAUUGUUUUUAAAAACACUAUAAGAAAACUUUUCAUCAAAUUACUACCAUCCUGUAAAUUUAAAAAUAAACUUCUAGAAAAUGAAGUGAGAUCCAAAAUAUCAAGUGACGAGUCUUUACUAAAAUUUUAUGACGACGUUACUAUUCAAACUAUAUCGCUAAAUUACGGCUAUACUAACGAUGAUAUAUCAAACGCUGAUGAAACACUAUCUAAUUUAUCAUUUAGUGAAGGAUCUAUUAUUGGGGAGGCGGAGCAUUCUACGUUGAACUCUUUAGAAAAUACCAUCCCUGAUCUACCUUAUGAUGCAAGUACUAGUUUAAACGAUAUCACUUGCGUAGAAUAUAAAAUAAAACAAGAUAUUAGAUCUCUCAAAGUGUUUGUGGCAGAAUUUAUUGACGAUAUCAUGAAUAUUAUAGAAGAAUCCCUUUUAGCUUCAGACAAUAAUAAAUCAAUUCAAAUUGAUAACGUAAUAAUUAAUAGAACAGAUAAGAAAAUGUUAUUGAAUGAUUGUCGUAGAAACAUUGAAACUGUAGCGGAAGAAUUAGAAACGAAUAUUAGAGGUAUAUUUAAAAAUAAGGAUGAUGCUUUCACAAACCAGCUAGAAAAUUUCAGAGACAAGUUGGCCAAGAAAAAUUUUAUAUAAUAGGCUGUUUUCGCCUAAUUGAUAGACGAUUGCUGAUUAUGCAGACAGAGUGAAGAAAUUCAACACUAAUGGUUCUUUUAGCUGACAAUAAAUAUGUUUGUGAAGGAAUCCCAUAUCUUAAUCGUGUGAUAUAUUUUCUGAUGGCAAUGUUAUGUAGUCUUUUUCGUUGAUUUUUGAGGAAAUAUUUUCAAUUUUUAAUAGUUAUACUUCAUGAAUAGUUAUACAAUAUUUACAUAACUGGUUAGAUAUACAUUUUAUAUUAUCAGUUUUAUAAUUAUUACCGAUUUUCGAACUCAAAUAAAAUAUCUGCUAGUGUGGAUACUUGAUUUGAUGUAGCAUCGGUAAAGAAAAAACAUAUUAUUUCGUAUAUUAUUUUAGUUUAGGUUUCUGUUGGAUUAUAAUUAUAUAUA